Phasianus colchicus (ring-necked pheasant) is the source of this 1471-nucleotide messenger RNA. It is a transcript of the gene LMX1A, whose product is annotated as LIM homeobox transcription factor 1 alpha. Gene Ontology annotation, biological process: neuron differentiation; regulation of transcription by RNA polymerase II. Gene Ontology annotation, cellular component: nucleus. Gene Ontology annotation, molecular function: RNA polymerase II transcription regulatory region sequence-specific DNA binding; DNA-binding transcription factor activity, RNA polymerase II-specific. NCBI's taxonomy places the organism in Eukaryota, Metazoa, Chordata, Aves, Galliformes, Phasianidae. The record is from RefSeq and is a predicted model, not a curated record.
GUGCGGCCCCUCGCCCGGCCCGGCUCCUCACCAUGCUGGACGGCUUGAAGAUGGAGGAGACUUUGCAGAACGCCCUGGACCCCGCCGCCCCCUUUUCCUCUCUGCUGGGCAGAGCCGCGACGCCCCGCUCCGUGUGCGAAGGGUGCCAGCGGGUCAUCGCCGACCGCUUUCUCCUGCGCCUCAACGACAGCCUGUGGCACGAGCGCUGCGUGCAGUGCACGUCGUGCAAGGAGCCCCUGCACACCACCUGCUUCUACCGAGACAAGAAGCUCUACUGCAAGCUGGACUAUGAGAAGUUGUUCGCAGUGAAAUGCGCCGGGUGCCUGGAGAGCAUCGCGCCCAGCGAGCUGGUGAUGCGCGCCCAGCAGAGCGUCUACCACCUGCACUGCUUCUGCUGCUGCGUCUGCGAGCGGCGCCUGCAGAAGGGAGACGAGUUUGUGCUGAAGGAAGGGCAGCUGCUCUGUAAGGGCGACUAUGAGAAGGAGCGCGAGCUGCUGAGCUUGGUGAGCCCGGCUCUGUCGGAUUCUGGUAAAAGUGACGAUGAAGACAGUGUCUGCAAAAUGGGCCCGGCCUCAGCAAAGGGAGCCGAGGAAGGGAAGGACCACAAGCGGCCCAAGCGCCCGCGCACCAUCCUGACCACGCAGCAGCGCAGGGCCUUCAAGGCAUCCUUUGAGGUCUCCUCCAAGCCCUGUAGAAAGGUGCGGGAGACGCUGGCAGCUGAGACAGGACUGAGCGUACGUGUGGUGCAGGUCUGGUUCCAGAACCAGAGAGCAAAGAUGAAGAAGCUGGCCAGGAGGCAGCAGCAGCAACAGCAGGACCAGCAGAACACGCAGCGUUUGAGCUCAGCCCAGCCAAACAGCAGUGGCCCUGGGGGGCUGGAGGGGCUUAUGAACCCCUACACUGCUCUGCAACCCCCACAGCAGCUCCUGGGCAUGGAGCAGGUCUACAGCUCCGACCCCUUCCGGCAAGGGCUCACCCCCCCGCAGAUGCCUGGAGACCACAUGCACCCCUAUGGUGCUGAGCCCCUCUUCCAUGACAUGGACAGCGACGAUACCUCACUGAGCAACCUGGGUGACUGCUUCCUCGCCACGGCAGACGCGGGACCACUGCAGACACGGGCAGGGAACCCCAUCGACCACCUGUACUCCAUGCAGAGCUCUUACUUCACCUCCUGAGCAUGGCAGAGCCCUGCAAUGGGACGUUGUCCUGCGACAUUUUGUAGCUCGGGAUGCCCAGGGAGCCAACAAAUUUUGGGUUGCAUAGUUUCAUGUUUCUCUUAGGAUCCUAGGGUUAGGGGCAGGUUGGGCAGCUGGCGGGUUGGAUUCAGGUUGCCGUGCAAAUGUAGAAGCCUGGAGACAUCUCCCCAGGAUGUGGGGCUGAGUGUAUGUGUGUGGCACGCGUGUGUGCAGAGCCGUGUGGCUGUGCGCGGGGAUGUCCCGCCAGAUUGUAUCCACAAAGUUUAUUUCUAAGU